AUGAGAAAAAAGUUAGUGCCCGAAGAAAGACCAAUAUGCAAUGCAGUGACCGUGUAUCGUGAAAGAGGAAAUUACUUGCAGCGCUUGGAGCAAUUCGAGAAAGCAAUUCUCGCUUACAACGAAGCUCUACGGUGGAAUAACUCCGACGUCGGUUCCCUCCUCGGUAGAAGUUUGGCUCUUGCGAAGGCUACUCAUUAUGCCGGUGCUUUAGAAGAUGCUGCACAUGCCGCUCAACUGGAGCCUGAAAAUAUGACAGCUCUGCAAAUAAGAGCUCAAGUAGAAUAUGAAAAAUGUGAAUUUGAAAGAGCCUUGGUGCUUGCUUAUAGAGGUCAGAGAUGUAGAUUUUUUCCACCGAACUUCGCGGACUGUAUCCGAUGUGCCGAAGAAACGAUACGAGAAUGUACUGGUGAUGUCGCUGCAAAGACUUUGUCAACAGUCAAAUUAAUACAUGAAAUAAAUGUGAUGGACAAGGCUUUAAGUGUCACUGCUAAUGUACCCGUACGAAAACCCAGAAUGCAGCCGCGUACAAACCGCCAAAUUCAAGAGAUAUCUCGAGUGGAAAAACAGAACGCUGAACAUAUAUCCCGUGUAAUGGCUUCCAAGUAUUUGGAGCAAAUGGCUCAUGACAAAUAUUUCCUCACUAAACUUUGUAAAGAUGAAAGACUGAACUCCGCAAAUAAACAAGGAUCGCAGACACUUCAAAUGUUGGCUAAAAAAGCGUUGGCCGAUAUCGAAAAAAGACAAGCGGUUCUUCGUGAGCGCAAACCGUUGUACGCUGCGAGAGCCUCCGAAGCCGCAGCCAGAGCCAGACUAUCAAAAGUUCGUAGACUUAGAAUUGGUAACGCUCAGCGCCAGCACGCAACAGAUGCACGACGUCUAGUAAAUACUGCUCAAGACUUAUACGAGAAACGUGAUACGGCGAAAUGCCUCGAAGCAGCAGAGUUCGGAAUGGAGCAAAUAUCGAGGAUUCCAAGCAACAUGCUGCCCGGCAAGGAUACUUUCUUACAACAGUUGUAUAACAUCGUCGCCAAUGCAUUUUUAGAUCAGAAACGUGUGAGAGACGAAAUGAGCGAAGCAGAUCGUGAAAAGAGAUCCUUUAUACUGCUGGGAAUACCGAUAUCGCGCGAACCGAGCCGUGAUUCAAUUUUGCGUACGCGACCUCCGGCGCCCGCUCGCGACGCCAAACGCCGGCUCCGCACGCUGGACCGCGCCCUCGCCGCGAGCGCCCGCGCCCCAGAGCGCUGCUACGUGCUCCACGAGCUGGCGCGCCUGCACGCCGACACUAAACAAGCGCACCGAGCAAAGUUCUACGCUUUGAAAUGCCAAGCAGAAGCGAGAUCAGCAGGCCAACGUGCGUGGUUGUUGAAUGCAACAUUUCUUCUGGCGCGGUGUCACAUCCUUCAGAACAACCGCCCAGAGUCGAGAGCAGCGUUGAUCGAGGGAGCGGGACUGGCGCGGUCGUAUGGCUAUAACGAUGUCGCGGCUUUCUUUGAUACGUGUGUCGACGUAUCAUUAGAAGGAGAAAUUGGAUCAAUUGACUCGAUAUUAGUGAAGCGCGAGAAGGCUAUGGUGAGCUUGAUGCAGGAUGACGAUAUGCGCAUGGCAGCCGAGCACUUGUUUCGAAGAAUGUCCGUCAUACCUGCUUCCAGACGUUUCUCCGUGCUGCCGGGCGCUCGCGCGGAGAGCGCGCCCGCCGCGCGCCGCGUCUCGAUCGCGCCUCAAACUCAGCGACCGGCGCGAGUCGCUCACAAAACUAGGCACCCGCUGGGAUUCCAAGAUUUCGACUUUUAAUGCAGCACUACUUUUUCUUUACGAUCUCUGUUUUGACAUGUUGUGUGUUUUCGAUGUUUUGAGACUACUUAUAUUUCUUUAAAAUUUAUCGAAAUAAAUCUAACUUUAAUAA
This is a messenger RNA of Melitaea cinxia (Glanville fritillary), 1903 nucleotides long. RefSeq lists its product as uncharacterized. The transcript is spliced from 12 exons. The record is from RefSeq and is a predicted model, not a curated record. Bases 1 to 1791 code for a protein of 596 amino acids. Gene Ontology annotation, molecular function: protein binding. NCBI's taxonomy places the organism in Eukaryota, Metazoa, Arthropoda, Insecta, Lepidoptera, Nymphalidae.